CUUCUCUCCCUCACAGAUCUAAGCACUUGCCUCAUUCACUCCAGCUGCACAGGUUGUGAGAGAGGGGAGAAAUAGAGAAAGAGUGAGAACAGGAGAAAAAAGAGGAUACUAUUAGACACUGCUGGUGAGAGAAAGAGGACAGGAGGUGAAGAAGAAGAUCUGUUCUGUGUACUGUGUGAAGGAGUAAGGCAGGAGACAGGUCUUCAGGGGUGGGAGGUGACUCCAGGAGGUUAUAGUGAUCUUUGGCAGCGACCUCUCCUUUCUGCUGGGAGUCAGUCCUCCAGGAUCCAGAGCCAUGGAGCCCUCCGUGUCGACUGAGGUCGAGGGGGAGCCCAAGGAGAGGAAGAAGAUCCACUUUGCUGUGCCGGCCUCUGCACCCACCAACCUGGACCCUCGACAAGUGGAGAUGAUUCGGCGCAGGAGGCCCACACCUGCCACGCUGUUCAGAGUAGCUGACCAAUCAUCUCCUGAGGACGAUCAGUCCACCCAUCAGUGGGUCGUUGGAGAAAAUGGAGUGCUCAAACCCAAACGUGUCAAUCCAAAUGUGUACCAGCCUCCAUCACUUAAAGCUGUGCAGAAGAUGGCUGAAGCACAUAUGCAGCACCUAGGUGUCUACCCUCCUUUGGAAGACCCUUAUGAGGUGGAUGAGGAUGAAGACAACUGGCAGAGACAGGCGGGAGUGGACACGUCUCCCACCAAGGCUGCUGGUCAACAAGAGACAGCGACCUCUGACAACUCAGACAAGUUUUCCAGCGUGAGUGAGACGGCCAAUCAGAUCCCAGCGGCCCAGGAGGAAGAGGAGGAGGGGGGAGGCCAAAUCAAAGAGACAACAGUGGAGAACAGUCGGGGGAGUAACUGAGAGAGAGCGAAAGAGAGCAGGGCAAAUAUUUGGAGGGAGAGUGAGGAUGUUAAAUGAAAGGGUUAAAAUCUGACACGCUCAGAAACAGACGAGCGGUGGGAGUGGGGUUUAGUGGAGGUCAGUGUGUGGAGACUUGAUGAAUGAAACUUCCAUGAGUCCAACAUGUGAGUGAGCUGAGAUUAGUCUGAUCUGUACUUGUGCUCCUCUGAAGGGUGAGCUGGACUACAGCGAGGAAGGAGGGCCAGUCUGAGUCUCAGUACUGAGCCUUUUAUGAGCAGGUGGGGAAUGAUCGACUGACAGAGCAGACUGCAGACGCCACUUUGGCCCCCUGAGUCCCUUUGUGUAUAGUGAGAGUGGGCGAGUCAAGGUGAACAUGACCAAACACCCUGAAAGAGCAGUCCUCCCUCUACCUUCAUGCUUCUGCUCACAGUGAAACUUUUAAAGAGGGGAACACAGAGUACACACACACACACACACACACACACACACACACACACAUGCACGCACGCACACACAAACACAAACACAAACACAAACACAAACACAAACUGUCUGGGCACAUUCACAAAUAAGGAUGAUUCUGAUACCACCCUUUAACUCCAAAGUCUUUAAAUCUGAGUUUUAGUUAUAAACCAUGACCCACAUCAUUGAUUUUCAGCACAUUUUGAGUGUAGAGUCCUGUGUGUAAAUGUGCAUGUACUGCCCCCCUGUGGUAGAAAAGUGAUACUCCAACCAAGACACUGACAAAUUCUAAAUCUAAGGGGCAACAUUGAAUAUUUUCAAAAAACUGAAUGUAGUUUUAAUGCUCCCUGGAGUUAAGGGUGUGUCCAGACUGUAUUUUAAUGAGGUGGUCCAGCUGGGGCAAGGACUUGUGUUGGGUUGACAUUAAGUGGGUAUCUUCUCAACUUCUUGCAGGACUCAAACAGGAGAUAUUUGUCCAAAAAUCACAAAACAAAAAAACUUGAAAAUUUCAAACAAACUCCUCUGGUCAUAAAUAUAUUAUCGGCCAUGUUUCAGUACCCUGACAUCACUAGUUAAUACAUUUAUGACUUAGAGCAGGACUUUGCUUGCAAUUUUUGACAGACUUACCCUCUCCUAUUAUACACCUUUCAAAUGAAAUAUAUUCUUCAAGUAUUUUUCUUCAAAAUAAGAUCAUAGAAAAAUAAAUGCACUUCAUAGCAGCCAUUGCCAACACAGUUUAAAAAGUGGCCAAUCACAUUUCAAGGAGGGUCCACGCCCCCCCCCCCCCCCCCCCCCCCCCCCCCAUCUGGACACGCCCCUGCCUUUCAGUGAAGUAACUUCCUGUUUCUAUCUCUGUGGUUAGAGUUGUUGUUUAUUUCAGAGUCCAUCAUUUCCAUGUGGGAUUACAUUUCCUAAUGAAGCAUUAGAGAUUGAUGCAGCCUGUAAUCCAGGAUUACAUUUAAUUAUUUUAAUCUCAUUGAUGUCACACAAACUGUUAAAGGUUAUAAGUGACUACAUGACUAUUACUCAGUAGAAAAGUAUAAAUAAUGAAACAAUACUGGUUGGAGCAUCACUUUAUGUAACAAUGCCUACAGGGAGUGAAUGUGUGUGUGGUCGAUCAUGCUACAUUUUCAUAAAUUGAAUCUUUAAAGGGCAAAGCUACCUCUGAUUAGUUUGAAAUAAAGAACCCAACCAUCAGCUUCAUGAUGCAUCACACUUUUAGACUCCACUCGUUGUAAACUGACACCACUUUGAAGGUUAAAAAUUAUAAUGUACGAUAUUUUCCAAUACUGUUACAAAAGACUCAUUUGGGAUUUUUCAGCGCUCACAGAUCUCCUUUUGUAUGUUAACACUUUUCUAUUGUUCUCUUUUUAAUUGUCGUCUCAUGAUUAAUACGUCAUGGAUCUGUUGUAAGAGCUAUUUUUCUAAUCUAACAUGCAGUGUACGAGAAACUCUGUCUUGUGUCUACUGUCUACACGCAACACACGUCUGCACACAUGCAACAUGAGGCCUAAAACCUGGGCUCUGCUGGUGUGAACGACAUAAGAGCUGAAGAGUCACUGCAAAAACUGUCUGUCAUCUUUUUACCACUGAAAUACUUUGUCUGUAUUUUCUUGCUGUCAACAAUAAUUUGUAAAUGUUUUAGUUUUAUGUGAUUGAACUUAAAGUUUGAUUCCACAGGAUGAAUUAAUUCUGCUGUUUGUACCAUACGGGAUGCGGUUUGUACAUAAAAAGUGUGUGAAACUUUUUUAACCUCUGACCUGUCUGAAUUGUGGGAUGACGUGAUGAGCAGAUUGAGUGUAUUGAGGCUCUGCAGCCAACGCUGUCCUCUCUGUCCACCUCCCCUCUCCUCCUGGGCAUGAAGAAGCCAAACAUGGGAAGACAUGUAUGAACUCUCACGCCUGUUCUGUCUUUGUUUUAUUUCAUUUUUCCAUUCUUGUGUUUCUUAAUGUGAUGUGGUUGUUUAAAAGUGAGCAACAGUAUAUCAAAUAAAGGGUUUUCCUUUUCUCCUUUAAACUGAUCUGAAUGUUUUGUGUGAGAGAAAUCUGAAUUAAACAAGUUUGUUUUAAGCACAA
This is a messenger RNA of Notolabrus celidotus (New Zealand spotty), 3396 nucleotides long. It is a transcript of the gene ppp1r1b, whose product is annotated as protein phosphatase 1, regulatory (inhibitor) subunit 1B. The transcript has 5 exons. NCBI's taxonomy places the organism in Eukaryota, Metazoa, Chordata, Actinopteri, Labriformes, Labridae. Bases 296 to 859 code for a protein of 187 amino acids. The record is from RefSeq and is a predicted model, not a curated record. Gene Ontology annotation, cellular component: cytoplasm. Gene Ontology annotation, molecular function: protein phosphatase inhibitor activity. Gene Ontology annotation, biological process: intracellular signal transduction.